AUGGUACUACAUUAGCAUCUGGUAGUGCAGAUAAGUCUAUCCGUUUAUGGGAUGUUAAGACAGGAUAAUAAAAAGCCAAAUUAGAUGGUCAUUCAAAUGGGGUUAAUUCAAUUUGUUACUCUCCUGAUGGUACUAUAUUAGCAUCUGGUAGUGAUGAUCGGUCUAUCCGUUUAUGGGAUGUAAAAACAUCAAAGGAAAUACUUAAAUCAGAUAGUAAUUAUAAAGAUUUGCUUGCCCAGUUUAACAUACCUCUUUAGAAUAGCUCCUUAUUGCCAAAUGGUAUUAAUUAUUAAUUAUUAUUUAGUUAAUCCUGAUCUUACAAUACUUAGAAUAUGCUAGAAUCCUAUUUUAGAAGCAUCAGGAACACUUAUCCUAUAAGGACAGUUCAUUAAUCAUUAAGGGAAAGAUUUAAAACCUUUGUUUAAAUCCAAAGGAAGUUGCUUUUUAGAAGACUUAAAGCAAAAGAAGUGA
This is a messenger RNA of Paramecium octaurelia, 471 nucleotides long. The record is from the annotation of a GenBank genome assembly. Lineage: Eukaryota; Ciliophora; Oligohymenophorea; Peniculida; Parameciidae.